This is a messenger RNA of Saimiri boliviensis boliviensis (Bolivian squirrel monkey), 2072 nucleotides long. RefSeq names its product ST8 alpha-N-acetyl-neuraminide alpha-2,8-sialyltransferase 4 (gene ST8SIA4). Gene Ontology annotation, molecular function: alpha-N-acetylneuraminate alpha-2,8-sialyltransferase activity. The record is from RefSeq and is a predicted model, not a curated record. Lineage: Eukaryota; Metazoa; Chordata; Mammalia; Primates; Cebidae. Gene Ontology annotation, biological process: N-glycan processing; oligosaccharide metabolic process.
GCCCCCAAGCCAGCUGCAGAAGCGGCCGCCACCUCCAAAGCACAAGGUGUCUCAUCUGAAAAGAAACCUGAGCCCCAGGGAGGCGGCGCGGACGACCGUGGCAGAGCUGGCGCGAACCGGGCGAGAGGGCGCUGGGCAGCGCUCGAGUACAAGAGGGAGCUCGGCCACAGAAGACCCCAGCGACCUGAUCCUGGGAUCCCAGCUCCAGGCUCUCCUCGCAUUUUACAGGUUUCCCCCCGGCGACUAUCUCCCCAAAACGGAGCCUUUACAUCAAAAGAAGGUGCGGGAGCUGGAGCAACCAGGACUUUCCCGGGCACCCAAGAUGCGCUCCAUUAGGAAGAGGUGGACGAUCUGCACAAUAAGUCUGCUCCUGAUAUUUUAUAAGACAAAAGAAAUAGCAAGAACUGAGGAGCACCAGGAGACGCAACUCAUCGGAGAGGGUGAAUUGUCUUUGAGUCGGUCACUUGUCAAUAGCUCUGAUAAAAUCAUUCGAAAGGCUGGCUCUUCAAUCUUUCAGCACAAUGUAGAAGGUUGGAAAAUCAAUUCCUCUUUGGUCCUAGAGAUAAGGAAGAAUAUACUUCGUUUCUUAGAUGCAGAACGAGAUGUCUCAGUGGUCAAGAGCAGUUUUAAGCCUGGUGAUGUCAUACACUAUGUGCUUGACAGGCGCCGGACACUAAAUAUUUCUCAUGAUCUACAUAGCCUCCUACCUGAAGUUUCACCAAUGAAGAAUCGCAGGUUUAAGACCUGUGCAGUUGUUGGAAAUUCUGGCAUUUUGCUAGAUAGUGAAUGUGGAAAGGAGAUUGACAGUCACAAUUUUGUAAUAAGGUGCAAUCUAGCUCCUGUGGUGGAGUUUGCUGCAGAUGUGGGAACUAAAUCAGAUUUUAUUACCAUGAAUCCAUCAGUUGUACAAAGAGCAUUUGGAGGCUUUCGAAAUGAGAGUGACAGAGAGAAAUUUGUGCAUAGACUUUCCAUGCUGAAUGACAGUGUCCUUUGGAUUCCUGCUUUCAUGGUUAAAGGAGGAGAGAAGCACGUGGAGUGGGUUAAUGCAUUAAUCCUUAAGAAUAAACUGAAAGUGCGAACUGCCUAUCCAUCAUUGAGACUUAUUCAUGCUGUCAGAGGCUACUGGCUGACCAACAAAGUUCCUAUCAAAAGACCCAGCACAGGUCUCCUCAUGUAUACACUUGCCACAAGAUUCUGUGAUGAAAUUCACCUGUAUGGAUUCUGGCCAUUUCCUAAGGAUUUGAAUGGAAAAGCUGUCAAAUAUCAUUACUAUGAUGACUUAAAAUAUAGGUACUUUUCUAAUGCAAGCCCUCACAGAAUGCCAUUAGAAUUCAAAACAUUAAAUGUGCUACAUAAUAGAGGAGCUCUAAAACUGACAACAGGAAAGUGUGUAAAGCAAUAAAGCACAUUUUAAAACAUAAAGACAAUAUGGACUUCUUUUCUGAAGAUGCUUCCGAAGAUUUGAAAAUAGGAUCCAAAACAUGGCUGGGUUUCAGCAUCCACCAAUUAACUGAAAGGUUGAUAAAGGACGUUCAUGAGAAACUUACUACCAGCUGAUGAAAUACCUGCAAAGUGCUCUAAAAAUUAAAUAUUUUGACUUCAAGGGUCCUAGUAAGUGCCACUUCCACUAAGAAUACAGUUUGAAUGUAUAAUCAGUAGUGUUUACAAGAUCCAACAGUGCACUCAUCAUUAGUUAGCAAAGUAAAUAUGUUCAUCACUGUCAGGCUGCCCACAGCAACUCCAAGCACAUUGGAAGAGAAACCCCAGGAACACAACUCAGUCCUUGGGAAACUAAACCAUCCUUGUCAUCAGAAAUCAAGAUGGAAGCGAUUUGAGCAAUGAAAUCCAUAAGAUUAAACAACUCAAGUAAAUGCCUUCAGUCAGGACUCUGAGUCUGAUUAUAAAUUUUAUGUUUAAAUUUAUGUUUUUGUCUUCUGGAAUCUCUUUUGGUUUGGGUAUUGGGGUGCUUAGAAAUCCUUUCUGAGAUACAUAUGAAUGAGGAAAAUAAACUUUAAGUAAUUAUUUUUAAAUUUCUUAUAUUUUUUGGAAAUCUAUCACACAAAGACUUUUUU